AUGGCUAUUCAAGUGCAGUGCUAUUCGAAAAAUCUUGAAGGACCUCAAGAUUUGGUGAUGGACAAUACUUGUGGAUUGAAUCAGUUAUAUUUCGACCCUCAACAACAGUUUGAUCAGAAUUUUUUGGUUCCAAGAAACGACAUCAACCAUCAUCAAACGAUGGAUUUUUCUCAUAGUCUUGGCCCCCAUAUUGAGAAAGAGAGAGUUGAGAUUGAUCGGUUCAUCUGUUUACAGAAUGAGAAGUUGAGAUUGGCUUUGCACCAACAACGAAAGCAACAAAUCGCAUCAUUUAUCAAGAAAUACGAACCCAAGAUUCAGCUUUUACUCAAACAAAAGGAUGAAGAAAUAUCAAAAGCCGUAAAUAGAAAAAGGGAGCUUGAAGAUUUCUUGAGAAAAAUGGAGAUUGAGAACCAGUCGUGGCAUGGGAUGGCUAAAGAAAACGAAGCAGCGAUCCUAUCUUUGAACAACGCAAUACAACGACUCAAAGAAAGUGCUUGUUUAUCAGCCAAUGAAAUUGAAGUUGCAGAAUCGUUCUGUAAUGUGAUCGAUCACAACAAUGGUGAAGAAGAACAAAGAACGAGAACAAUGAUUUGCAGAAGCUGCAAUAUUCGGAAUUCGUGCAUAAUUAUACUGCCCUGCAGGCAUCUCUGCUCUUGCAAAGAUUGUGAAGUUUUUCUUGAUUCAUGUCCAGUUUGUAAAAUGGUAAAGAAAGCUAGCAUAGAGGCCUUAAUUUGA
Fraxinus pennsylvanica is the source of this 735-nucleotide messenger RNA. Lineage: Eukaryota; Viridiplantae; Streptophyta; Magnoliopsida; Lamiales; Oleaceae. The record is from the annotation of a GenBank genome assembly.